AUGGGAUUGUUGCUGGUGCUAUUCAUAUAUUUGCUUGGGGUAAUCAGUUGUCCCUUCCUCUUGGUGAUCACGUUCAUCUACGUGAUACCUGAGAUCAAAAAAAGUAAGCGUGGAGGAGAAGGUGCUCUGGGAGGCGACGACGCAAAAGACUUUGACGAGGAUUAUGACGAUGAAAGACAAUCCAACCUCAAGGCGGGCGAAAUUGAAGAAAAACACCAGUCGGGGUUGGAGAGCUUCAAAAAUGGAUGGAUAAUCGUCACCAACGAGUAUAUUGAAAGCACAGAUGAAAUCAAUAGUAAAACUGCAUCAAUCACCGAGUCGGCCGAGAAUAAAUCAGCAUAUGCGUCACUUUAUAAAUUGGUGAAUAGGCAGCAACAACAACAGCAGCAGCUACAACAGCAACAACAACCGGAGCAAAUCCCACCACAACAACAGCAACAGCAACAACAACUGCUGCUGCAAUCGUUUCAAGAACGACAAACUUCAAGUGAGGGCGGUCCCUUGGAAGACGAUGUCUCCGACUCGGUCUCUAUUGCAUCAAUGCAACUACUGCUGCCGAGCCAUCUAACACAGUCGCCACCGCUAAAGUCACAGCAGCAACAUGCCGGAAACCAAGGCUCAACUCAACUGAUGCGUCAGUCGCUCAAGAAGCAUCGCUUUUUCGCGGUUCUCAAGCACGGAAACUUGUUUUUAUACAAGGAUCAACUGCUCAAGGAUGUCAAGAAUGUUGUCGUGUUGAGCAACUAUUUCGUCACGUUAUGGCCGCGCGACUUGAAAGAUGCUCUGUUGUUCACCAAGUACACGGCUAUUGCCUUGAUCAAUCCUAAUAAACUAAGGAAUCUUGACAAGUUGAGCAAUCGCAAUGGACUGCCCCCGGGCAGUUUUUUCAUUUACUGCGAUACUAAUUCCGAUAAAGAAGAUUGGUAUUUUGCCUUGAUUCGAGGGACAAAACUUGAAACUGCGAAUGUCAACAACAACACCAACAACAGCAAUGGCAAUGGCAAUGGCAAUGGCAAUGGUAACUUAUCAAUUAGCAGUAGCGGAGGUAACAACAACUCAAGCAUACCUGCUAAUCUCAGUGCUUUCAAAUAUGCACAAACUUUACACUUUUCUACCAAAGAAAUGAUCAAAUUGAUACAAGCAUUGUACAGUUCCGAGGGGCAUUUGCAAACCAAAUGGAUGAAUGCGUUGAUUGGACGCUGGUUCUUGGCCAUCAAGGACACCGAGUGGUUUGAAAACUACAUAUACACCAGAUUGAGCAAGAAAUUGGACAAGAUGAAGAAACCGGGUUUUUUCGACACUUUUCAAAUCACUGAUAUCUACCCCGGCAGCUCGGCUCCAUUCUUCACUUAUCCCAGCUUAAAAGAGAUUAACCCCGAUGGCACUGUUGUUGUGUCUGCUAAUAUCUCCUAUAGUGGUGGAAUCUCAGCAACAAUCAAAACCAAGUUGGAUCUCGCGUUUGGGGCAAAGUUUGCCUCCAAGGAAGUUGACUUGUCCCUCAAAAUCUCAUUGAUGACCCUUGAAGGACCCAUUUUAAUCAAGAUGAAACCACCUCCAAGCAAUCGUUUCUGGUACUGCUAUGAAAUUGAACCAUUGAUGCAUUUUAAAAUUGAGCCUAUUUUGAGCAACAAGUCGUUGAACUACCCCUUUAUCACUAGUUCCAUCGAGAAAAAAUUCACAGAAGGCAUCAAGGAGAGCUUGGUAUUGCCGCACUGGGAUGACAUUGUGUUUUUGGACACCAUGAAUGAACUAUACCGGGGAGGAAUUUGGAAAAACUCGGGCAACAGUGGUGCUGAUUCGAAUGAUGCUGACACUGUGGGCCAUAGCAGUAGCGAAGACGCCGAGUCCUUAAACUUUACCACUGGCGACGAUGAAACUUUGGGCAGAACUCGUGGCCGGCCAUUGAAAAAUACAAAAUUUGGAACUGCCCUUUCCGAUCUCACUUUGAAAAUGAAAAAGAAAACCACCACCACAAAUUUAUCCAUGGAUGAAUUCCCGCAAACUACAACCACCACGGUUAGUGCGGCUCCUGAAACUUCUUCUUCUUCUUCUUCCAAUAGCGCCGCAUCAUCACUCAUGUCAAACACAUUUAAGCGGAUUGGCAAGUGGUAUUUCAAAGACGAUGAUAAACUGCAAAAGCCCAAACGGGAUGGAAGUCAACAAGUUGCCUCCACCACCACCCCCUCCAAAGUGGAGAAUCGUCGACCUGGUAGUGGGCACAGCAGUGUCAGCAACUUCAGUGCAAGCACAAUCAACAGCGGUAGUGGUGUCAAUGCGACGAUGAUUACCACGGACAGCGACGGCACCAUCGGCAACACUCCUAGUGACAUGAAAACGGAGAACAUCGCCAGCGCUCAUCUAGCCUCGAUGAUCAACAUUAACAAUAAUAACAGCAACACCACCACUACCAGCGAGAACAUCAAUAGCAACAGCAACAGCAGCAGCAAAGUUCCAACACCGCCACGUACGCUGUCAUCAAAGUCGAUCUCUUCCGGUACUUCCGAAGUGUACCACCCACCCGAGAUGAUUUCAAACCGUCGUCCGCCACGCAAAUCAUCCAACGCUACACUGACGACGGCUGCAACCAUCAAACAGGAAAAAUUCCACCAAGUGCCGCCACCGACUGUGAAUCCGCUGGCAUUUGAACAUGUGCAGAAAAAUGGAGCCACGUCUCCCCAGCCAGCGCAAUCGCCGCAAUUCAAUUUUGGAAGACUAGAUAGCAUGUCAGACGCAGAGAAGAGCUACUCUCCAUUCCCCAGGAUAAACAUAUCACAACUGCAACCACCGCAGUUGCCUCCACGUCAAGCCGGCACGAGUCAAGCAGGUGCAUCGCCUGCAUCAACGACAAAAAGCACAGUAACUGCGGGGUCCUUGGGGGCAUCGGGGUUCUUAUCUACUUUUAACAACUUGCCUAGCUCACCUACGUACAAGCGACGCAACGGCCCCAAUGGUGCUGGUGGGGAAGACGAGGAUGAGAAUAUUGCUGCUGCUGGUGGCGCGGGGGGUGGAAGAGCAAGCAGAAGUGAGAGUAUAUCAGGUUUCAAUUUGAAUGAUUCUAGCUCUGGCUUUGGCGCAAACACCACGCCUUUACCUGCAGCAGCUGAUCCCCUGAAUAUCAUCGUUGCUGAAGCGUUGACUAGUGAGCCCACUGUUGGGUUGUCACAGGUUGAAACACCAGAAAGACAACGGAGUGUUGUCGGACGGAAACCGCCACCGCCUCCUAGAUCCGGUGCUACGUCCCCUUUGGCUCUGGCUUCCUCUGUGGCGGCUCCCGUGCCUACUACCAUUAGCUCUUACAUCAAGAGCGAUUGA
Lodderomyces beijingensis is the source of this 3312-nucleotide messenger RNA. The record is from the annotation of a GenBank genome assembly. NCBI's taxonomy places the organism in Eukaryota, Fungi, Ascomycota, Pichiomycetes, Serinales, Debaryomycetaceae.